CAUUCAGAUGACAACUAAUAAAGGAAAUCCUCUCUUUAGGAGUCCCCUGACACCUGGCGCCUGAGACAACUGAGCUGGAAAUGGAUCGGACUGAAUACGAGGAAGCAAUGUGACAGGGAAUGUUCCAGAUUCCUGAUGGAUUGAUUGAUUACGGUGGAGGCAAUGAAUUAUUGAACAGAGGUGUCAAUCUUGUUGAAGGCUUGCAUUGGAUCAUCUUUGAUGCUGGAGCUCAAGAAACGAAGCUCUGACAGUUGAUGGACUGUUUUUGGAGCUCAAAUCAAAACGAACUGGGCGUCAUCAUGACUGAGGAUGUAAACAUAAACAUAUACACUGUGUUUCUGAAUGGUCUUAUCAAUGGUGAGAGAGGGAGAGGAAGAUAGAAGAGAGCUAGAAACUAGGGCACCGUUAUCUGUCCCCCUUUUUUUUUUUUACUAACCACCAGGCACAAGGCAGAGAAGGAAAGAGCAAACCUUGGAGAGCAGACAGGACUUCAGCAGUGUGGUGAAGACGAGCAGACGUUCUGGAUUCAACAUUCAAGCCAAAAAACAGCAGCAACCUUUACUCGUGUCUUUAAAAUAACUCGUGACAUUCAGGCACUUCUGCACCUCCGUCGCUCGUGCGGGCGCCCUCUCUGCUUGCCACACACAUUCCACAAACAUGUUUGAGGAGCAGGUGAUGAAGGUCAAGAUAACAUCUGUGGUGAUGGUGGUUGGCAUGUCGGCCAUGCUUGCUGCAGUGGUGACGGACCACUGGGCAGUUCUGAGCCCCCGGGUGGAUAAACUCAACACCACCUGCGAGGCGGCCCAUUUUGGCCUCUGGAGGCUGUGCAAGAAGACCAUCUUCAUCGUGGAGAAGGACCCUCAGGGCAAAGGAUGUGGCCCCAUCAGCCUACCUGGAGCAAAAAACUGUUCCUACUUCAAACACUUCACAUCAGGAGAGGAAUCAGAAGUUUUUGAAGUGAAGACUCAAAAAGAGUAUAAUAUCUCAGCAGCAGCCAUCGCCAUCUUCAGUCUGUUUUUCAUGAUCCUGGGCACACUAUGUGUCAUCUUCUCCUUUGGGAAGGCGCGGGAUUACCUGCUCCGGCCUGCUGGGAUGUUUUUUGCUUUUGCAGGCCUUUGCAUCAUCAUCUCUGUUGAGGUAAUGCGUCAGUCAGUCAAGAGAAUGAUUGACAGUGACGAGACCAUUUGGAUUGAAUACUACUACUCUUGGUCGUUCACCUGUGCCUGCGCCUCCUUCAUGCUGCUCAUCCUCGGCGGAAUCGCCCUGCUCCUUAUCUCCAUGCCACAUAUGCCCCGAAACCCCUGGGAGACCUGCAUGGACGCUGAGGCGGACACUUUGGAGUAGCCACAGGUGUUCCCAGAGGCGUCUCAGGUAAAGGAAUAAAAAAUGUGAAUAGUUUUGUGUUGAAAUUCAAUCAUCUAACCACCAGAAUAAAACGUUUUCUUAGGAUCAGGACUUUCUUCUGGUGGUAUAGGCUGGCGCCAGUGUUUGACCGCCAUCAGUGUGUGAAUGUGUGUUUGUGUGAGGGCAAAGCGCUAUAUGAGUACAUACCAUUUACUCUGUAUUUGCUGUAUUCCUGUGCAGGACCACUGGGAUGCUGGAGCCUAUCCCAGCUACUAAAGGGUCAAAAUGGGGGUUCACCCUGGACAGUCUGGCAGUCAAUCACAGGGGCUAUUUAUUUAUAUUUAAUAUAUUAAAAAAUUAUUUCAUUGUUGCUUUUAAGAUUUAUUUUGAAAAUCUGGAAAUUGCCUAAAUAAAACCGAAGAAAGGAUACCACUGGAUUAUUAAAAACUAUGCCUAUUUUAUCACAGACAAAAAAAAAAGUACAGAAUAUCUAAGGCAAACAACGGUUUUUAUUACUAAAAUAGAUGACCUAUUAAAGUAAGAUUAAGGUAAACCUUUUUAUUCUUAACGUUACUCAAGUAUAACCUUCUGAGCAUUUUGCAAUUUGAAGAAAAUUAAUGUUUUUACUAAAAAUAAAUGCUGUUUUGCUUGAAUUUGACUAAUACCUGCAGAAUGUGUCCACAGUUAGCUGUUUAUGAUGGAAAUAUAUGCAUUUGAAAUACAUUUAUGCUUUAAUUGUAAAAAUAGGAAAUAAAAGGCAUAAUUGGUUUUAACUUGUUACUUAUAUGUAAAUAAUAGCAUUAAGCUAGAUGAGGCAGCUAUAAAUAGACAAGUCUUUUUUAUUGAAUUUCUAAUAGAUUUGCAGGAAUAAAGUCCAUUAUUUACAUUUAUUUGACUUUUUGCAUAAGUGUCUUCGGCUUAUCUUCGUAUAAACAAAUGCAAUGUGGCCUGUUUUUUUAUCAUUCCAAGAAACAUUAAUUAAUCAUUUUUAGUUCAGAUUUUUCUAAAAUCUAAACAUUGUUUGGCACAUCUGAGACUUAUCCUAAUAUUUCCAUACAUUUUAUUGAUUUGUUUUUCAGACCCAAAGAUUCAUGUUAGCAAUCUCUUUCAUAUAGCAACUUGUUAUUGUACACAAACUGAACCAUUUUUCCCCUCUGUCACCUUAACCCUGUAAUCAUUCAGGCGGUGCAGGUGCUGAAAAAUAAAAAACUAUCAUAAAUGCCUCCGUUCGGCAGCAGAAAACACAGAAACUGUUGUUUGAUGUCAUCAUUUAUAACUCACAAAUGUGUCCCAUACAUUUCACAUUGAUCACAAAAACAUCUGUUUAAGCUUAAGCUAUUAUUUAAUCAACCAGAGAAACCCAAUGUCACACUGAAGGAGAUGACAUUUCCAGGUUUUUCAAAGCAUUUCUUAAAAAUCCAAUAGAGUCAAUGCAGAUCAAAAGGUCUUUUGAAAUUUGGGUUAUGUAUGUAUGUGAUGACAUUUAACAAGUAAAUAAUUAAAGUAAAAGGAAAUGGUAAAUGUUUUUUUUUUCUUCCUUUAGGUAUGUUUGUAAUAUUUGUAAAUCUCAAAUGUGUCUACAAUCAUAUUUUCCAAAACAAUAAAAUGCAUUUUAAUCAAUUCAA
This is a messenger RNA of Oryzias latipes (Japanese medaka), 2969 nucleotides long. Lineage: Eukaryota; Metazoa; Chordata; Actinopteri; Beloniformes; Adrianichthyidae. The record is from RefSeq and is a predicted model, not a curated record.